Messenger RNA from Mytilus trossulus (common blue mussel), 882 nucleotides. RefSeq lists its product as uncharacterized. The transcript has a single exon. Bases 1 to 882 code for a protein of 293 amino acids. NCBI's taxonomy places the organism in Eukaryota, Metazoa, Mollusca, Bivalvia, Mytilida, Mytilidae. The record is from RefSeq and is a predicted model, not a curated record.
AUGGCAAUUCAAAAGACUUAUGAAGAGAAACAAAUUCGUUACCAUGACAACAUAUAUUUUGUAACGUUACCAUGGAAAGAGAAUCACCCUACGUUACCGACAAAUAAAGCCAUUGCACAACGAAGGACGGAAAGUGUAGUAAGAAGACUUAGCAAAGAACCCAAACUACUGGAAAAAUAUGUAGAAAUAAUGGCUGAGCAGGAGAAAAGGGGCUUCAUAGAGAAAGUGGAUACUACUAAUGAGGCCGAUGAAAAGAGCAAAAUACACUAUAUUCCGCAUCAUGCUGUGAGAAAAGAUUCAACUACAACACCAAUCAGGGUCGUAUUCGACUGCAGUUGUAAAGCAACAUCAGAAUCGUCUAGUCUUAAUGAUUGUUUGAUGACUACUCCAACCAAUUUAAAUGACUUAGUCGGCAUUCUCUUAAGAUUUCGUUUACACCAAUUUGCCGUUACUACUGAUAUAGAGAAGGCGUUCUUGAACGUGGGACUAGAGACACAGGAUAGAGAUGUCACACGUUUCUUUUGGUUCGAUACACCAACAGACCCAUCAACUCCACUAUCAACUUACCGAUUUAAGUCUGUAUUAUUUGGAGCCACUUCAUCGCCAUUCAUACUGAAUUCCGUUCUACAAAAACACUUGAGAGAGAACCGUUGUGAAUAUACUGACACUUUAAAGAACGAUUUGUAUGUUGAUAAUAUACUGUCGAGUUUUUCUACAGAGAGUGCAUUACUGAAAUAUUUUGAUACAUCAAGAGACUUAUUCAUUAGAGCAGGAUUUAACUUGCGCUCAUGGGCUUCAAAUUCUCAACUUUUGCGAGACCGCGCAAAUUCACACAGCGUAUUAGACAAAGAUGAACUCAUAAAAGUGCUUGGAUUGAGAUGA